Staurois parvus is the source of this 457-nucleotide messenger RNA. The record is from the annotation of a GenBank genome assembly. Lineage: Eukaryota; Metazoa; Chordata; Amphibia; Anura; Ranidae.
GACUGCGGACACAGUACAGGAAGUGACCAGAGACUGCGGACACAGUACAGGAGAUGACCAGAGACUGCAGACAGUACAAGAGAUGACCAGAGACUUCAGACAGUACAGGAGAUGACCAGAGACUGCAGACAGUACAAAAGAUGACCAGAGACUUCAGACAGUACAGGAGAUGACCAGAGACUGCAGACAGUACAGGAGAUGACCAGAGACUGCAGACAGUAUAGGGGAUGACCAGAGACUGCAGACAGUACAGGGGAUGACCAGAGACUGUGGACCGUUAGGGAGGGAGGGGGAGCAGGUAUCUGAAUUUGACAGUGGGCACCCGACUGUCACAGAUGCCGGCGCGGGAAGAAGCUGGUGCUGGAAGACUGCGCAGCGCUGGACCGAGGAACAGAUAAGGCCCUGCAGGAGAGAACAGCUGAGCGGCUGGCCCAGUAUUCUGACAUGGUGGCAGUGG